CGGAAUAAACAUAAGGGGUGUAGCAAGUGAUGAUGAUGCAGAUCAGAUGAUGUGAAGUACCACUAUAACUGAACAGGGGUAAAUAUGGAGGACUUCAAGUAUUUGUUUAAAGUUGUGUUGAUUGGUGAAGCAGGAGUUGGGAAGACAUGUCUGGUCAGAAGAUUUACUCAGGGUCUGUUUCCACCUGGACAGGGAGCUACCAUUGGUGUGGACUUCAUGAUCAAAACUGUGGAAAUUAAUGGGGAAAAAAUUAAGCUUCAGAUCUGGGAUACGGCCGGACAAGAACGGUUCCGUUCCAUUACACAGAGUUAUUACCAUUCUGCUAAUGCCCUUAUCCUGGUGUAUGAUGUCUGUAGUCAACUCUCCUUUGAUAAUAUCCCACACUGGAUUCAUGAAAUUGAGAAGUAUGCCAAUACCAAAGUGUUUAGCUACCUUGUUGGAAAUAAGAUUGAUCAAAUAAAUAGGAGAGAGAUUCCAUCAUAUAUUGGAGAACAGUUUGCUAAACGUUAUGAGAUGAAAUUCAUAGAGACCUCUGCCAAAGAAGCUGAGAAUGUGGAUGCAUUGUUUUAUGAUAUUGCCACUGAAUUAACAAAACAGGCCCAUCAGCAGGCUCUGGAGUCUGACAAGAGUGUCAAUUUUAAGGCCCACAACACCUCUACUAUCUCAAGCUGCUCAGCUUGCCUUAAAUUUUAAUGUCUACAGAUAUGGAUUUAAUCCAUUCUGAUGUACCGGUAGGUGUUCUUUAAAUAAAACAACAUUUCCUAGUCCAAUUUACAACCAUUCUGUCAAUGUAUUUUGUUAAAAAGCUUAAAAAAAUUCCAUUGAAAUUCAUUUUUUGAAAGAGAAAAUUGAGUCACAAUGCUUGUAAAUGUAUUCAACAAAGAAUGUUUUAUGUUAAUCACUAUUUAAUGUUUUUCAAACCCAAUUUUUUAAAACUUAUUUUCUCGUGUAUUAUUUGAAUGAAUUAUACUAAAAGUUUUAUUAAAAAAAUCUCCUUUUUUUGUUAAAAGUAAAUUAUAUUAAGAAAACUUUUGCAGUGCAAAAGAGAGCGAGUCUGAUGGUUGAGUGCCUAAUGCUGAGUUCUCUGUUGAAAUAGUUCUCUGCAUGAUUUGUAAUAAUAUGUGAUUCUUGUGACAGGUUUUUUUUUUCUUUUUUUUUUAAGUUUGACAAUUGUUUUUAGUAUUCUUAUAAAAUAUGCUCAUUAUACUGUAUAAUGUUGUUAGAAUGUGCCAUGUUUUAGGAAGAAGGCGUGUAUUGAGUACAUUGCUUUCAUUGUCUAUAAAUAACAAGUAUCUACAUUGAACAUUGACUUAGUAUAUUUUGGGCUUUGAAAUGCAAACGUUGCUGCCAAUUGAAACUUUCUACAACUUAAACCAGAUAAAAAAUUGAUGACUGUAAACGGUAUUUUUAAAGUUUUUUUUCAAUGUAUCAUUUUUGAUUUCAGACAAUAUUACAAAAUUUCAAUUAGAAUUUAAGCUAAUAGGUCCUUUAAAAGAAGAAAACACUGUAAAAUUACAUAUUUUUGUGGGGUCAAGUUUCGUGGUUUGAGGGAAAAAUGUGGGUUCAUGGGGAUUUGAUUUCAUGGCUGAAGAAUUGUUGUGUAGUUAUACACAAAAAAAUUUUACGUUUGAUGGUAGACAUGAAUUUGUCGGUUUCUCCCUACCUCAAAAACAAUGAAAAUUAACCUCCAACAAAAAUAGGUGAUUUCACAGUACUUUACAAAAUUUAAAGCAUAUUUAGUUGUUUUAUAUAUAUACAUUGUCAAUCAAAAUGUUGAUUUCACACUCAGUAACUGUUGAUCAGACAUUCCUGAUAUCACAGCUGAUUACCCCCCUCCCCUUCUUUGUAUUGGUAUAGUUUGUUUCACUUUUUUGCAUGGCUAAGCUGUUAUGAAUUGUGCUUUUUUUAAAACUCUAGUCAACACUGUUUAGUUUAUUUUUUGAAUUCUCGGAUUUUCAUCAUUUUUUUUCUUUCUACUAAUCUUUAUACACUAAUAUCAGAAUGUUUUCAUACCAAUAGUGCCAAUUUUAUUUUCUUUCUCAGCAUUGUUUAUUUGUAAAUUGUUGUUAUAAUUAUGCUCUUUGUCAGUUUGAAUUUCAUUCAUUAGGAUAUAUUGCAUAGUUUUAAAUGGAAUAAACACCAUUGAAAGACAGAUGUUAACUGAAGAAUUUUUUUUUUUAAUUAGUGCUUUCAUCUUCUGUACUCUUGAAGUUUCAUCAAGUAUUAUUGCACGAAAAGGUAUUUUGAAAAACACCAAAUUUUUUUUAGUUAUUUAUGUAUAUAUUAUUUUAUUUUUGUUUACCAACUUCCAUUUGUUCGAUAUAUCUGAAAAAAAAAAAAUCCAUUAGCAGUUGUUAAUUUUUCUCAUGUACACAGUAUACGUAUGUUGAUAAAAACUGCAUGUUGGUCAUGGAUUGUAUGUUGCAAAUAUAAAAAUGCCAAAUUUUGGUGAUAAUCAUUAAUUAACUGCACUUACAGAAUCAGAAUCCUCUUCAGUAAACAGACAUCCAGUAUUGUAAUAGGAAAUCCACUACAUUCAACUUUUGCUUGACACUUUUUUUUACAUGUGGUGCUGUUGCAUCAAGUUAUUAAGAAUACUCAACAUUUCCAUUGUUUUUGUCUGUAUGCUGAGUACUUUAUAAUAAAUUUUCUGACUGAG
Molecule: messenger RNA, 2659 nt
Organism: Saccostrea echinata
Lineage: Eukaryota; Metazoa; Mollusca; Bivalvia; Ostreida; Ostreidae
Product: ras-related protein Rab-30-like
Exons: 6
Coding region: 85-693 (202 amino acids)
Cellular component (GO): trans-Golgi network
Molecular function (GO): GTPase activity; GTP binding
Source: RefSeq, a predicted model, not a curated record